AUGGUGGGCGUAGUUGCAACUUCAGGGGCAGGCUCUCCCUCCCACCGAGCUGAGGACGAUAACAAAGAGGAUAAUGUAAAAGAAUUUAUUCAGAAAGUGGACGUGGACCACAUCCUCAAACGCCACUCCGGUAACAUCGGUUUUGUGCAAAUCGCGAUGGUCACCAUCAGUGCGCUUACUCUACCAGCUGCCGUUGUCUUUCCCGUCUUUGGAAACACCGAACUACCGCAUAGAUGUCGAAUGGACCAAGCUACGGAAUUUCGAUAUAGCGGCGACUCAUUUGAUACGGUUGCUGCCUUAGUAGGGCCCUGGCCUUCGUCUACUGCAUCCGUCACUCUCGAGAAUCGCGCUAUUGGUUGUCAAAGAUACCGAACCCCAAUCACCUCACCAAUUACCAAUCAGACUCAAAUGACCACCAUUCCAUGCGACAACGGCUACGUGUACAAGUUUUCCUCGGAGCAGUAUCCUGGAGGGAUAGUCAAUGAGUGGGAUCUAGUGUGCGAUCAAGCCUGGAAGGUUCCGUUCAGCACUGCGAUGUACAUGGGAGGCAUGCUCCUCGGCUUUAUUGGCGGAGGCUUAGCUGGUGAUCGAUUUGGUCGUCGACUGACAGCUCUCAUCGCGUGCAUUUUUGAAGGCCUGGCCACUGUAGCCGUCUCGCUGUCACCCAAUUUCUGGUUCUACAUUGUCUUUCGUGUCUCGCUCGCCUGUUCCAGCUCCAUCAAAAUAGCUGUUCUCUUGGUAUUAUGCAUGGAAAUGACCACAGCUCGUCAGCGCUCCCUUAUCAGUGGAAUUUGGGCUAUUAUUCAGGGUUUUCUAUUAAGAGUUAUGCUUUCUCCAUUAGCCUACUGGUUCCCUGACUGGCGCUGGUUUCACGGCAUUUUGUGCAUGAGUACCUUCUUCAGCUUUCCGUCAAUCUUUCUAUUCCCUGAGUCACCUCGGUGGCUCGUUUCACAGCAUCGGAAAGUGGAUGCCUUACAUCAACUCUACAAAAUCUACCGGGUGAAUGUAAGAAUGACAAUUUUUAAGAAAAAGGCUGUACCGGUAACGGAAGAGGAUUUUAUUCGAAGGAUUCAAGAGGAGGCUUCAACGCUGAAGGCGAACAGUUGCAAUUCCGCCCCCUCGCCCCAUCCACCGCAGUCUCAAUUCCGUCAAGUGCUCAAGACUUUCAGGGACCGCAGGAUGGCCCAAACAACUGUGCAGUGCAUUCUCCUCUUUUCUGGUCAACUGGCCACCACCUUCGGCCUAAUCUUUUAUGGCAGCACCGUUCGUGUGAACAUAUACCUGGUGAACUUCCUUAACGCCACUACGCAAAUCCCUGCCACCAUCAUAUCGGGUCUGCUGUAUCGCUACUGCAAGAGGCGCAAGAUGCCCAUUGCAGUGAUGUAUAUUUUAUCUCUUGUCAUUCUCGCUAUUGCCUCGAUAUACAACUGGGUUGUCAGACCGGAAUCAGACCUUGUAUUGAACAUUUGCUGCAACCUCGCACUGAUCCUGUUGGCUGCAGCUCUGAACAUGGUCUUCAUGUAUGUUCCCGAGCUUUUUGCCUCGGAGUCACGAGCUCUGGGGCUGGGCAUGGCCUCUGGACUGGGUCGGGUUGGCGGAAUAAUCUGCCCCUUCGUAAACGCUCUUGAUUCUGUCAUAUUUCACGGUUUUCCCAUCAUCAUCUACAUAGCCAUUCUCAUCCUCGAGAUGAUGAAUCUGUUUUGGCUACCGGAUACGUCUGGACGCAAUUUAUUGGACAACUUGGAGCAAAAGAAGGAGGAGGAGGUGGUGGAGGAGGAGGAGGAGGACGAAGAGGAGGACGGGGACGAGGGUGGAGGAGGGAGAGUCUUGAGGGUCGGCGGUGAUGUUGAUGAUGAGGAUGGCCAGCCAAUUUGGGCGUCGACAGUUGACGAAUUGAUUGCGUCGACAAAUGUGAUUCGCUCCACCACAGACAUUCAAGAUGCUGUUAAAAUGAUAAAAUGA
This is a messenger RNA of Hydatigera taeniaeformis, 1962 nucleotides long. NCBI's taxonomy places the organism in Eukaryota, Metazoa, Platyhelminthes, Cestoda, Cyclophyllidea, Taeniidae. The record is from the annotation of a GenBank genome assembly.